Messenger RNA from Seminavis robusta, 4195 nucleotides. NCBI's taxonomy places the organism in Eukaryota, Bacillariophyta, Bacillariophyceae, Naviculales, Naviculaceae. The record is from the annotation of a GenBank genome assembly.
CCGAAUCUUGUGACUGACGAGUCCUGUUGUUGGCAAUCCAACUCACAAAUGGCUAUCCAGUCAACAUGCCCAAACCUUUUAACCAUCAUGCAGGCCCAAUAGAUUCUCUUGGAUGCCAACGAUGAUCACGUGAUCAGCGCUCCCACUCAUGUACCGAGACAUGUAGAAUUUGUGUCGUCGGAAUACCCUUUCGGUGUGGAUACCGGUACCAUAAUGACCACAGAAAGAUUGCAUGAUUUCCCUGAUUCUUCAAACCUCUUCGCCAGAGUCGGAUUAGAAAGGUUGCAACCAAAAUAAAAGUGAGCUCACAAUAUCAGAUUUGGUUUCCAAAAAAGCAAAGCAAACAAAAGCUCUAAACAUGAAACUCUUCUGGCUGGGAUUGCUGGCCAUUGUGCCGCUGGCGGUGGCAACAACUGUUGAUGAAGUCGUCAUGAAACCGACCGAAAGCGAGGAGGCAAUGAUGGAGUCAUUGGAGGAAGCUGUUGAUGCCGUUGAAGCGGCGGAGGGAAAAGAUGAGGAUACGGUGAAGAAUGAAACCGAGAAGCCCGUUCUUAUCUGGAAGGACCCCAUCCCAGCGACUGACAACUAUACGCAGUUGCUAGCUGGCAUUGAAGAUUUGCGGGCUAUUGUUCAGCCCGACUACGCCAAGGACAUAGCAGUCAAGAGCUCCCAGACGAUUCUCGAGACCGUCGAGAACUUCGAUGGUACUGUCCAGAAGUUGGUUCAUAUCAUCAACGACUUGGAAUCUCGCGGAGGAAUCCCAGAAGUUAUGAUCCCGGUUGUCAAUUUCGUCAAAAUGCAAUUGGAAGACGCCGCUACACAAGCAAAUGACGUAAUCUUGGAACUGUCUGACUCUAUUGAGGCGUUGCAGAUCUCGGACGGAAUGAAGGACAGAGCCCAUCGUUCUUCGGUAGAUGACGGCCGUGAUACCGGUGCGCAGGAGGGAAGCCAUGUUGUAGCCCAAGUUUCCGUGAAUUCGAAAGGCAAGCAGCACUAUCAAACAGGCGGCGACCGUGGUGGCGACGAACGGAACCGUCAAAGCAAGAACAGUCACCAUCAUCACUACGAAAAGCUCCGAACUCAUCCCAAGAUGCGCCAGCAUCUUGAAAUGCAUGAUGCGAUGAUGUCUGGAGACUUUGAGUUUGUCCACCGGACCAUGGAGCGAAUUCAGAGGCAACAUGAGACGUCUGAACAGAGCGAACGAAGGCUUAGUCAGAGUGUGUCCAAAGAGUGCAGGAAGCUGGUCGCCUGUAUUGAAGAGUGGUCACUGUACGACGUAGUGGCUUGGUUCUACGGACCAUACGUUGACGAACAAGGAAAACUGGAAGACAACGUCGUGGUUGCUGAUGCAAAGGGUGAUGAGGGAAUCGAAAACGUAAUCAAGAACGUACAGAAGAAGCUCAAGGAAGCAAAAUCGAAGUAUGCGGAGGACAAAUGCGAAAGUCUUUUGCACGAAUUCCAUGUUAACGAGAACAAGGAUGACUUUGCAAUUUAUCACGGGGCAACAGUGAGCAAAGUUUGCCGAGCUCAGGGAAGCACGAAGUAUAUCCAGAUCAGUGAGAUCCGGGACAAGAUUGGUGGAGCUGUUGCUGACAACUUGUUCGACGAUCUCGUCAAGUGCGCAUCGAAUUUAGGGGAUUCAACAUUCUUCGAUGGCAAUACACCACGCAUUCCCACCAGCGUUUCCCAAGAUCGACACGGAGCCACCAAAUCUAUCACUGUCGAGAGUCACUUUAGCUAUCAAGCAACCAGCCCGGUGAGUGGGGCAACCAGGGGAAGAUAUCGUCUGUCGUACGAUCAAAUUAGACGAAGAAGCGCAACUUGUAUUGGCUUGAUCAACGAGGAGUACGCCAAGAUGUACAAGAAGCACGAAACUGCCAUCUUCAAACAUUCGGGGAAAAAAAUCGAAUACCCAAGACUUCAAAUCAAGGUGUCUCCAGUGAUGCGCAGGGUGUACAUAGGCAUCGGAGACUCUUCAAGCAACCCCAGGCAAAUUUGCGAGAUAACCAGUACCCGGUGGGAAGAGUGUCCACACAGAGAGGGUUUGCGCAUCAAUAGUGGUGAGGUCUUCGAAAAAUGCGGCUCUGGAAUUGAGUCAUUCGAUGUGAACGGUCUGUUCUCCGGCUUUGGGAAGGGCGAUCGAGACAAGGCUUCAAGACUUGCCUUGGGAGAACAGAUGAGUGUUGGUAUGGUGUGCGCAUACUCUGAAAAGGCGAAAUCAAAUCGAGACAGAAAGGCGAAGAAGGUCCCAGGUUGGUGCUGCAUCGAUUCCCCGGCCGAUAGCGGCAGCUUUGGAAAGGAGUACAUGUGUGAUCAAGGAGAGAGGGCUUGUAAAAGGACAGCCCCGGCGUUGGCAGGACUCAGUCAAUCCGCGUGUGACCCAUGGAGUGGCAAAUGGUGUCCUUACCCUAGAUCUUGCAGAGACUUGAUUAACUGCGUCAAGGGCGAAGUAAACUGGGCAAAACAGAAAAAGAAGACGGCGUAUUCCAGCUAUCUGAAGGCUGCUCCAGAGGUCAAGGACAAAUAUAGCCUCGCAGAAUGCGGAGAUCUCCGAGAAUACUUCGGUUUCAAAGCAGACUACCCCUUGGACGACGAAAUCUGCGAAGACAUCACGUUCUUGAGAACGAACAGAAACUUUGACAACCUCGAAGACAAUUUUGGAAGCGGAAGUGUUGAUAAAUCCGGCGAUGGUCCUCCUCCAAAGCAGGAAUUGAUUGAGCCCGAAGAGCCGGAAACGACGGAGGAAAUGUACGAGGCAUUUGACACGGCCCUCAUGGCCAUGGAGAUCACUCUUUACGGUCUCGAAUCCGCCGAAAAGAUUUCCGGGUAUUUCGAAUGUCCAAGUGAUCAAAUGGGCCUCUCUGCCAACAUUUGCAUGGGUAUCAAGAAUGCUUUGACUAUUGCUUCUGUACAGGGUGUUGCUGCUUUAGAGACGGUUAUGGAGACGGUGGAGGAGAACAUCCCAGCCGUGAGCAAUCACGAACAGUUCCAAAUCUAUCACAACGUAGACAUUUUGUACAAGAACAUGCAGAUCAUGAACGAUGGCAUUGGUAAUAUUCGUGUCGAUAUCCACAAUCUCAAGCAGGAAAAGAGACACCUUGUGGAACACGGGAAUUCCUAUGCCAAGUUCUCCGGAUGCGAUGGACUUGACCAGGACUUGGAUGGAAUCAGUGACAACUGCGAGGAGGACUUUUCGCCUCCAGAACUCGUCAUCCCCCCUGGCACUGAAAUCGAAUCCAUUGUCUCGGUGACAGGCACAGCCACUGCUCAUUCUGUUCCCGACAAGAUCUUCCAGAGCGGCGAAGCCGCCAAGAGCUAUCUUGAGCGUGUGCUUCGCGUGGCUGACGAUUGCGCACCAGAAUCUGCCUUGUCCUUGAACCUGACGCUUGUGAAUGAUACACGUGAAUGCGGAAGCAUUGUUCGUGCCGCACCUAUCCAUUAUUGCGACAAACAAGUCAAUUUUGGGAUUGAAAAGAACUUUCAUGUGCAAGUCGACUCCAGUCCUCCGGCGGUAUUGUGUGGAUUUGACUCGCCUCAUACCUUGGAUGAUGACAAGACAGUAAUGAUUCUGGAAGAGGCCGAUGAGGGCUCCCUCUUGGUAGACACGGGCUUUUUCUACAACAUCUCGGAAUCCUGCUCGAAUCAGGUCAAUGUUGACGUGUCAGUUCACAGCAACGAGUUUUAUGCCGCAGGAGGAGGGUCUCUCAUGGCCAAGGCUGCCGUAAUGCAUGCUGGGAAUGUUUCCCUCGCCAAGGUCUUUGUGUCGCCAUUGUCGUGUCAGCAACAUAGCCAGAGUCAGUUCCAAUGCGGCGGCGUCUGUGUUGGAAGUGGCGGUCGCUCGUAUGAAAUUCGCGUGUCCGCCACGGACGAGGCGGGAUGGACGUCUCAAGAGAUUUGUCGCGUCGUGGUGGUGCCCCGCAACGCUGCGUCGAGCGGUUUCCGUGCCUUGGCUAAUGAGCAGCAGUUUGGCAAGGAUACCCCCACGUACGAAAUCGACCGCGUUGCCUUGACGUGGACGAACAAUUGAAGUAAGGAGCAUUAGGUUAGGAUGAUGAUGAUGAUUGUGCGAUUGACGCGAGCUGGUUCAGGAACGUUUGCAAAGCCGAUGGGAUUCUUGGAGAUGCCAAGAUCAGCAGAACAGCACAUCACGAAAUAAAUACAUUAGUAGCAGAUACAUACAUCUUUCCUUUGCCAA